Molecule: messenger RNA, 2592 nt
Organism: Neolamprologus brichardi
Lineage: Eukaryota; Metazoa; Chordata; Actinopteri; Cichliformes; Cichlidae
Source: RefSeq, a predicted model, not a curated record
AUGGAGAUUAUAGUCAAUGUGAUUGACCAGAACGACAACAAACCUUAUUUUACGACAGGGUACAUAGGAAAUCUUGUUGAGGCCACGGCCAUCGGGACUGAGGUGGUUAGGGUUGAGGCCAAAGAUGACGAUGAGCCAAAUAGUGACAACUCAGAUCUCCGCUAUCGUAUUGUGAAUCAGGACCCACCACUGCCCACUGACAACAUGUUUGAAAUCAACACAGUUACUGGAAGCAUCCGAAUCACUGGUAGAGGACUGGAUAGAGAGGUAAAAAGAGAGGUUGUUCUUCAUAAAGGACACCGGAACUUCUUCAUCCACUCCUGGGACUCUCAAGGUAACAAAAUGACAGUUCCAGUCAGUGUCGUUCACCCUGAGCAUCACCAUAGACAUCACCGUGGAAAGCACCACCAUGGAGCCCACACAAACUUCAACAUUCAGCAUCACAGUACUGAAGUGGACUCUAUUAACCACACAGAGGAUACCACUGAUCCACAAGUGCCCGUUCUGCAAUUUCCCAAGUCUGGUGGAGGGCUGAGGAGGAGGAAAAGGGACUGGGCUAUUCCUCCACUCAAUGUUCCUGAGAAUCUGAGAGGAAAAUAUCCCCUGAAAGUAGCUCAGAUCCGCUCUAAUGAAGAUAAAACAAGGAAGCUCUUUUACAGCAUCACUGGUCCAGGAGCUAAUCUGCCUCCUGUUGGUCGUUUCAAAAUGGACAGAGAGACUGGAAAUCUGUAUGUAACACAACCACUCGACAGAGAGGAAACAGCCGAAUAUAUAUUUGAAGCACAUGCUGUGGCUGAUGGAGCAGGAAAAGCUGAGGCUCCCAUGGAGAUUAUAGUACGUGUGAUUGACCAGAACGACAACAAACCUUAUUUUACGACAGACUACAAAGCAAAUGUUGCUGAGGCCACGGCCAUUGGGACUGAGGUGGUUAGGGUUGAGGCCAAAGAUGACGAUGAGCCAAAUAGUGACAACUCAGAUCUCCGCUAUCGUAUUAUGAACCAGGACCCACCACUGCCCACUGGCAACAUGUUUGAAAUCAACCCAGUUACUGGAAGCAUCAGAGUCACUGGUAAAGGACUAGACAGAGAGAAAUAUCCACAGUACACUCUGACAGUACAAGCAGCAGAUCUGGCGGGAGAAGGGUUAUCCGGACAAACAAAAGUCAUCCUCACGGUGACAGACAGCAAUGACAACACUCCAGUCUUCACUCAGAAAUCUUAUAGUGCGACAGUUGAUGAAAACAAAAAGGAUGUUGAGGUGGUAAAGAUGAUAGUAACAGACGAAGAUAAACCACAAACUCCAGCCUGGAACGCCAUCUUCAAGAUCAUCAGUGGUGAUCCUGAUGGACUUUUCACAGUAAAAACAAGAACUAACAAACAAGAAGGAAUCCUUUCUACUGCAAAGGAGCUGGACUUUGAGACGGCCAGCAAGCACACUCUGUUGGUUUCAGUGGAGAAUGAGAUUCCCUUUGCUCCUGGUGUUUCUGUGGUCACUUCUACUGCCACAGUGGUGGUGGAUGUAAAGGAUGUGAAUGAAGCUCCAGUCUUUGAUCCAAAGGAGAAGCUUGUGGUAAAACCAGAGGACCUUGCUGUGGAUGAAGUUGUGGUCCAGUACACCGCUUCAGACCCAGACACUGCACGCAAGCAGAAAGUCGCGUACAAAAUAAUUAAUGACCCUGCAGGCUGGCUGAAUGUGGACAAGGACACAGGCCUUAUUAAAGUGAGAAGAUUCAUGGACAGAGAAGCUCCUUUUGUCACAAACAAUAGAUACAUCGCAAACAUUGGUGCAUAUGAUGAUGAUGCAGUCCCAGCUACAGGAACUGGUACUCUGAUCAUUCUGCUGGAAGACGUCAAUGACAAUGCUCCAUUUAUUGAAGAGCGUGAAAUCACGGUGUGCAACAAGGAGCCAGCUCCUCAGCUGCUGUCAGUAACAGAUAAAGACGGACCAGAAUUUGGACCUCCGUACUCAGUGUCUUUACAGGGCACGUCAAAGACCAACUGGACCGCUAGGAUGAACGACUCCAGAACAGGGGUAAUCUUAAAUUUAGCCACUGAGCUGCCCAGUGGAGAUUACAGUAUUAUACUAAGACUGGCAGACAAACAUGGCUUGGAGCAGGACAGCAUCAUCAAAGCUGAAGUUUGCCACUGCAAGGGCAAGGGAGCAGAGGCGACAUGCUUAGGCCGUGGUAUAGGUGGCAGCAACCUGCCCCUUAUCCUCGGAAUACUUGGAGCCAUCCUGCUGCUCGCGCUGGUGCUGCUAAUGCUGCGGUUUGCUAAACAGAGGAAAAAGGACAAAAACAAGCCACUCCUGCUAGAUGAUGGUGUCAGGGACAACAUCUAUUACUAUGAUGAAGAAGGAGGUGGAGAGGAUGAUCAGAACCUGAAGGCUGCAGACAAUGACCCAACAGCACCCCCUUAUGACUCCCAGAUGGUAUUUGACUACGAGGGAGGUGGUUCUGAUGCAGGAAGUCUCUCCUCUUUGAACUCUUCAAGCAGUGGAGACCAGAACUAUGACUGCCUCAGUGAGUGGGGCCCUCGCUUCAAGAAACUGGCCAACAUGUACGGAGGAGGAGAAGAUGAUGAUAUGCUGUAA